AUGGCAAGGACAGAAACAGGCAUCCAACAGUAUGAAAAAGAGAGAACAGCACAUGCUGAUGAUGUCACCUGGCCAGAGAGCAAACUGAGAGCACAGACAAUAAUUUGGGUUGCUCACACAGGAGAAACCAAACAGCAGUUUUCUUUUCAUUCAGUGACACCAGGGUCCUAUGGAUUUUCUACCCAGCUGGCCCAAGAAGAUCACGAACCACAUCGUCCUGAAUUUCCUGGUGAGCUUCUUCUCAACUGCAAUCUGGCUGGCCAUGACGUAGACCCAAUUUCCAUCAGUAGUCAGACAUAUCUAGGCAUUGGUUGCUCACUGUUUGGUGUAGGGCUGCAUUACAAGCUGUGCAAAGUGAGGAAGAUUACUGUGGGGACAAAGGGAAUUCCACACCUGGUGACUCAUGAUGCUCUAACCAUUUGCUACCCAGAUCCUGUCAUCAAACUGAAUGAUGCUGUGCAGAUUGAUUUAGGGACUGGCAAGAUAACCAGCUUUAUCAAAUUUGACACAGGCAAUGUGUGUAUGGCGAUUGGUGGAGCUAACCUCGGUUGUGUUGGUGUGAUCAUAAACAGGGAAAGACAUCCCGGUUCUUUCGAUGUGGUGCAUAUGAAGGAUGCCAGUGGCAACAGCUUUGCCACAAGGAUUUCCAACAUUUUUGUCAUUGGCAAUGGUUAUAAACCUUGGAUUUCCCUGCCCAGGGGAAAGGGCAUCCGACUUACUAUUGCUGAAGAGAGAGACAAGAGGCUGGCUGCCAAACAGAGCAGUGGCUAA
Molecule: messenger RNA, 771 nt
Organism: Rhinopithecus roxellana (golden snub-nosed monkey)
Lineage: Eukaryota; Metazoa; Chordata; Mammalia; Primates; Cercopithecidae
Product: 40S ribosomal protein S4, Y-like
Exons: 6
Coding region: 1-771 (256 amino acids)
Biological process (GO): translation
Cellular component (GO): cytosolic small ribosomal subunit; ribosome
Molecular function (GO): structural constituent of ribosome; RNA binding
Source: RefSeq, a predicted model, not a curated record